Phoenix dactylifera (date palm) is the source of this 670-nucleotide messenger RNA. Its product is annotated as small RNA-binding protein 11, chloroplastic-like. Lineage: Eukaryota; Viridiplantae; Streptophyta; Magnoliopsida; Arecales; Arecaceae. Gene Ontology annotation, molecular function: RNA binding. The record is from RefSeq and is a predicted model, not a curated record.
ACAGAAGGGCGGUUCAAAUUCCUAGAUUUCCUUGGAAGGCUUGGAGCAAGGGAACGGCGGAGGAGGGCGAGCCGGAGCGAGCUUGGCCAUGGCGGCUUUGAGAGGCGCAUGGCGUCCCUUGAGCAAUGGACGCGUUCUUUUCGGGAAGCCUAACAGUAACGGUAGAGCUCCUCUACUUCUUCCUUCCCAGCUCGUCUCCUUCAGAGGAAUUGCCUCCAAGCUCUUCGUCGGAGGUAUUUCAUUCUACACAACAGAGGAAGCCUUAUCCGAAGCAUUUUCACAAUAUGGCCAAGUGAUUGAAGCCAAAAUAAUCAUGGACAGAGCCUCUGAGAGAUCAAAAGGAUUUGGAUUUGUAACAUUUGCCUCAGAAGAUGAAGCUAAAACGGCCCGCACAGAAAUGAAUGGCAAGGUUUUAAACGGGCGGGUUAUCUUUGUUGACAAUGCAAAAGCCAAGCUACGUUUCAAUGACCCUCUUCCUGUUGCAAGAGGACCACCUGAACCAUCUGGAAAUAAAUAAUAUUAUUCAUUCCUGCUACUUGCUCACUGUAAAACUGAAAGAUCUUGUCUGCUGAAGACUGAGUCAAGAGUUCUCAAUGAUGUUUGCAACCAAAAUUUCUUUUCAUUAGAUUUAAAAGAUUCCGGAAUAAAUAAAUUAACUAAUUUGCCUCAA